UGAUGUAGAUCAUCAAAAAGCUGACUGGGUUAGUAUCCACGAGCAAAUAUGCCAGCUGCUGAUUCCAAUCCGUACGUCCUGCCCUUGUCCGCUUUCUGAAAGAGAAAGAAAACAUGACAUGGAGCAGCUGGUGAAGAGGCAGAAAUACAUCAUCGAUCUCGCGUGCAGCACAGCCCAGGGGUUUCUUUUGGACAGAAAGCACCAAGAAGCGAUACCUGCAGCUCUGCAUGCACUGCAUUUCAGUACUGAAGUGUACGGCUCAAAUUCCGUGCAAUUGGUGCCUGCUUAUCUGUUCCUGGCAGAGGCCUCAGCUGGUGUUGGCCACCUUCUCCAGGCAUCUAAGUACCUGUCCCAAGCCCAGUGGAUUGUCCUCAAAGCUCCAGACUGCAGUCUUGCUGUUCAGCAUAAAUUACAUUGGAGUCUGGGGCUUUUCUAUGCUGCGGAAGGAAACUUUGAACAGGCUUUGUAUGACCUGGCGAAUGAUAUUUACUUUGCUAGUUCUGCGUUUGGACCAAAAUCUAUUGAGACCUCGGGGGGGUAUUUCCACAUGGCUAAUGUUUUCUGUCACCAGAACAAGAUGGACAUAGCAAACUCACUCUAUGCUGAGGUAGCCGACAUCUGGCAUGCCUUUCUCCUGAAGUCAGUGCAAGUGCAGGAGCAGAUUCUCAAGUCACAAUCGGAAGUGUCUCCAUUUACCGAGGACAAGGAAGUCGACGAAGACCUUAUGACUGAAGCCCAGCAAGCAGAAGCCGUCCAGGUGCUGAACGUGGUGUUAGAUAUCAGAGAACGGGCACCAAAGCAACAACCUGGGGAAGUCACCAGAGUUUUGCAUGCUCUCGCCAUGCUUUAUUACCUGAUCAUGGACUUUUCAAAGGCUCAUGCGCUGGGGAUGAAAGCCUUUGACCGAGAACAACUGCCUCAACCAGAGGCUCUGGAAGCCAUUGGUCAUUUGCUAAAAUUGAUUAACUCCAAGCUUUCCUACCCAAAAUAA
Molecule: messenger RNA, 991 nt
Organism: Mesitornis unicolor (brown roatelo)
Lineage: Eukaryota; Metazoa; Chordata; Aves; Mesitornithiformes; Mesitornithidae
Gene: ZMYND12
Product: zinc finger, MYND-type containing 12
Molecular function (GO): protein binding
Source: RefSeq, a predicted model, not a curated record